AUGCUCAUCGCAGCGCCGCGUUCGACAAAGUUAAUGUCCACGUUUCCUCCACCCCCUUCAAUGGUCACGUCAUCUGCAAAAGCGCCACCACAUAGCGGGAAUGUGGACCGAAACGAAACCGACAGGUUAAUUCCAGCCAAUGGCGUGCUUCCCUUUCAAGUGCAAUGCAAGUCGGCAAUUGCUUUAGUAAACGAGCGUCGCAUUGACUUUGUGCGAGCCAAGAACGUGCAUGUGAUUGGUCGAUUGGACGGCAACUCGCGUGAAAAAAAGAAGGACAAGAAGAAAGAGUUGGUGCAACUUACGGACAUGGAGGCAGUGGAGAGAGUGUUGGUCUGGCAGCAGACGAAGAAAAUUGGACCCGGGUUCGCAAAUCUCGGCAACACGUGUUACCUCAACUCGGUGUUGCAGUGCCUGACCUACACUCCGUGUUUUGCCCAAUUCUUAUUGGACAAGACUGUGUUUGCGUCGUUUAAUGGCGGAGUUGCACCUUUUUCGAAUGGCAAUGACAUGUCGAAAUGUGGCAAACCUGUGUGUAAAAACGGGCUCAGUAGCCACCACAAUAGCUCCUUUUGUAGCGUCCGUUGUAUGUCGAGACUGUUGCAACUCGUACAUGGCACAAACGCUGUGCGCGUGGUGCAGCCAAAAGAGUUGGUGAUGAACGUCCGUCACAUUUCGAAACGGUUCCGUAUUGGACGGCAAGAAGAUUCGCACGAGUUUUUCCGUUUGCUUUUGGAUUCCAUGCAAUCGUCUUGUUUACGGAAAGCCCAUAUAAAAAGUGAAACGCACGCAGUGGCGUCGACCACGUUUGUGCACCGCAUCUUUGGGGGUAAGCUUAAAAGUUCGCUGAAAUGUGCCAAAUGUGGGUACGUUUCUGAACGAGUGGACGACUUUUUAGACCUUUCGUUGGAACUAUCAAAUGGCGUCCAUAGUGUGCGGGGUGCGUUGCGACAUUUUACAGCUGUGGAGAAACUGGACAAUUGCAAUGCGUGGAAGUGUUCCAGUUGUGGCAAAAAGAGUUGUGCCGAAAAAGGUCUGACGAUCGCAGCGUGUCCAAAUGUGCUGGUUAUUCAGUUAAAGAGGUUCGAUCUGUCAUGUGGCAAGCUCAAGCGACAUAUCGAGUUUCCGAGUUUGCUCGACAUUGCGUCCGGUAUGAGCAACAACUGUGACGACCGUCGUCGGGGACGCACUAAGUACGAACUGCAUGCCGUUUUGGUCCACGCUGGCUUUUCGACGGAUUGCGGCCAUUAUUACGCUUUCGUGAAAGGUGCGUCCGGUCAAUGGUACGAAAUGAACGACGACUCGGUGCGGUGGGUGAGUCUCGACACGGUGCUUCAGCAGAAGGCGUACAUGUUGUUUUACUCGCGGGUGUUGCCUCCUUCGGAGCGUCCGAAGCCAAGAGUGGAAACUGUGCAACCAGAAGUUGCAAAUGUGUUGAAACGAAAAGUGGAGAACGAGGUUCCGGUCGAAGUGGCAGUGCCGUUGCAGACGAAAACAAAGGAGCUGGACAUGGACAGCUUUCUCGCGAGUCUCAAGACGUCGGUGACUCAGGGGGUGGUGGAGACUGCUGGAGCUGACAAAUCUCUGGUCGCGGGGGUUCCAGUUAAAGUCAAGAAUGGGUACAGGGCGGUGGAGAAGUUCAAAGUCACCGCGAAACAGUCGGUGGUCUCGCGGUCUGUUGGUGCGGUCGGCCAUCGAUUGCAACGGGUAUUUACAUGCAACUUUGGGAGUCAUGUUGACCGACUCUACCGGUUCCGACCGGUGUUGUGGAACGCAUAUCCACGGCUGGUGAUGACCCGAUCGAUGGUGGAGGUGCCGGUAGAAACGACGGAUGCCGAGAUGGCAGUGACUUUAGGCACUACUACAACUGGCACGCACGACGCUUCGGUAUUGCCAUCAGGUGCAACACGAGUGCCGUUCGACAUCCGGCAGCUCAAGAAUGUGGGUGUGCACAACGCGUCGCUAUUUGGUCGCGAGGUGGACAAGUGGACUGGGGAGACGGACGUCGAGUCAUCGCAGACGAGCAGUAACGACGCAGUGUCACAUGAGAUCGUUGACAGCGAGUUGGCGGCAAAGCACGACCGUGUGUUGAACACUUUAAAGCAGGAAGAAUGGAAGCACCGCAAUGCUGGUCGUCAGGAUUACUGGGAUGAGACUCUGGACACGGGCAAGGUGAAGAACGUCAAGAAACGCAAGGAGUUUGUCCCGAACGAAGGCCGCAACAAUGUUUUUCAGACGACGUUGAUGCGAAAGACAAAAGACGCGAAGCGGCAGCGCACGACCCGGAUGGAGCGAUCUUAG
Molecule: messenger RNA, 2298 nt
Organism: Peronospora matthiolae
Lineage: Eukaryota; Oomycota; Peronosporomycetes; Peronosporales; Peronosporaceae
Source: the annotation of a GenBank genome assembly